Drosophila subobscura is the source of this 3615-nucleotide messenger RNA. RefSeq lists its product as uncharacterized. The record is from RefSeq and is a predicted model, not a curated record. Lineage: Eukaryota; Metazoa; Arthropoda; Insecta; Diptera; Drosophilidae. Gene Ontology annotation, molecular function: microtubule binding; beta-tubulin binding.
AACGACACGGGGGACAAGACACAGAAAACUAAUACAAAAAAUAAAUAAAAGAAAACAAAAAAAACUCUAAGAAGGCUAGAGGUUGGUGGGGGCAAAGCCAUGGCUAAGCGUGGCUCAAGAAGAUCCAGAUCCUCAAGUGGCAGCAGAACAAAGGAUGAAUUGCCCACGGCAGAGCUCAUCUCCGAGGAGGAGUGGCUGGCGCGAGAGCAUUCCUACGUGCAGCGUUUGCAGGAUAUUAAAAUAUGCGUUGGCUUUGUACGGGACUCCAUUGAGGACUACAAUGAGCUGUUGCGGCAACAACUGAAAGACGAACAUUGGGCACGAUUUUUGGCCUGUGAUGGCCUGCCACGACCCCAUGGGCCCGAUGAAAUCCGCCGCUUUGUCUUUCAAAUGCGCUGCGAGGAGGCGCAGGCCGAGCAAAAUCUCAUCAAUUGGACGCUGUCGGUGGAUGAGCGCAGCAUACUCACGCAGGACAUAUUUCAGGAGGAUCGCACACGCAAAAAGAUGGAACAGGAACUACGACCGGACAUUGGGAAGUUGUACGAUGUGAAUAUUGAGCGCAUUUUGGCGACCAUAAAGCGGAUUGAUCGUGUGCAGCGCAGCGAACUGGAGUUGGCAUUUCUAACGCCAGCACAAACCAUCGAAUUGGGCAAGAUCCAGCACGAACUUCUGAGUGAAAUUGGUUCAUUUCUGGACAAGCUUACUUAUCGCAUUAUAACCGCACCCGAAGCUUUUAUGACCAAUUUGGGUUGCCAUUUGGCCAGCUAUUGCUAUCAAAGCAGCAAUUACAACUAUCAGCUGUGGUGUCUGCGGGAUGUGCCCAUUCGCUUUCAGUUUUUGGAUCUGCCUUUGAUGUCUGCCAAUUUGGACUGUGUUGGCCUCAACAUUCAACUGCCCUUCAGCGUGCUCUCUGACAAUAUGUGUGUCAGGUGUGUCCACACCCACUUUGAUGCCUACUCGGAGCGUGCCAAGAGCUUUGAGAUUGUGAUUGACAGCGAAACGCUGCCGCAUUGUGGCCUGCUGGACAUAGAUGAUUGCAUCAUCGAUGAAUGGCUCACACAGGUGGACAUACAGGAGGAGAUAAUCACCAAAAUGGAGUCCAAAAUGCAGCAAUACGUGAAUGUCAUGGACACCAUCGAAGCCAAUCAGGCACCGCGUAGAUCCAAGAAAAGUGAACAGAGAAAUGAGCAAACCCAAGCUAAAGCAAUGAAGGCGCCAAAGGAGCCGCAGAGUCUGCCCGAGGGCAUGUUUCCCGAUCCGUACAACAUUUUUCUCGAACGCGAACACGAGGAGUACAUCAAGUUCCUGGAUGAAGCGUACAAUCCAGCCAAUAAUCCAGCGAUACCAGGGGAGAUCAACCUGCGUCGCUUUAUCCUCAUUGGCGGCAUCUUCGCUGUGGAUUUUGUGCGCAAACCCAAACACACGGCCUACGAGAAGCUGAACAUUACACUCCACGAGGAUGGACGCGUGCUGUAUGUGGAGCAAGAUAAGCUCGUGGAUGAGGACUGUGAGUUGGGUUUGCUCAGCUCCAGGUCUCGUCGCGGCACCAUGCGGGAGGCGCCAUCCCGGCUGAGUGUUGCCCCCAGUCGCCACGAAAUGCAGCGUCUGUCCGCUGCGGAAACAGCCAACGAUGGAACGUUGCUGUACUUGGGCAGGCACGAGCUGCCGUAUUUCUUUCUCACCUUCAAGCUGCCCAAACAUCUGUGUCGCUGGGGACAGCCCAAAGUUUGCAUCUUCAUCGAAGAGGAGGUGGAGGAACCCGAAGAGGAAUUGAUAUACGAGCCCGAGCCAGAGCUGAGGGGCAAGAAGAAACAAAAGGGAAACAGGCAGCAUCAAAAUAUGAGCAUAGCCAAAGCCUCCAUUGAUGGACGGGCGAUAAAUGUGGUCCAGAAAUUCGAUAAGGCCGGCAAUCCCAUCGAAGCUGUGCCGGUGGCUUAUCAGCGGCCCAACCCGACGUGCAUCACGCGGCAACGCCACGAAUCGAACAACAUUUACCGCCCCUCGCACUUUGAGUGGCUGCGCCGCAGCGCCUUUGAUUUGCUGUCCGGCAGCAUUGGCAGUUUCCAGCCAGCCACAGAUAACUUUGAACUGUCCGGGAAGAGCCUUAACAAAUUGGAGUUACACUUGGUACGACAGCAGUGUGUGCCGCGCAUUAUAUCCUCCUUCAAGUUUCCACUGGAAUUCAAGGAGGAGCGGGACAAGGCAUUGGAAAUCAAAAAGGCAGCUGGCAACAAGCUGCUGCGACGACACAAUGAAACCGAUCAGCUGGGAGCACUCGAUGAGCAGCAGCCUUAUCCGUUGUUCAACUACGAGGAUCAAUACGGUCCGGAGCGUGUCUAUCCGCAUUUUGACGAUCCAGAGCCGUUCUACCACGAGCCACCCGACAGAGCCACAGCAGAGCAGAGAGAGGAUGUGGGAAAGUCUCAAAAACAUUUUGUAACGAGGCAAAUAACUGCCCUGAAGGAGCCAUCGCUGUACGGUUUGCUGGCCACACUGGACGACAUUCAGGGCAAAGUACACGAGCAGCUUCAAGCGUACCAUUCCGGAAUUAAGCAGACACGCCGCACCCACAAGGAACGCAUGUCAGCGCGCAGGAGCAAGGGAACAAUGAAGCAGUCGGUGGCCCACAGUCAAUCUACCUUCAAGGAGGACGAAUCUGAAACCAACGACGAUGAGGUUUCAGUUAUAAGAAAAACGGAAACGCUGAGAAAGUCACGCAAACCCGACAGCCUCGUGGCCUCCAAGGAUAUUCUCCCAGCACCAAAAACCCCAGAGCCUGUGGCACGCCGCAAGGUGCUCCACUGGACCACCAAUCACAUUUUGCACUCGAAAUUUGAUGUUGGAAUGAGAACAAUAACCAUCAAAACGGAUCGUUUGGGUGUGUUUGGCUUUGCCUACAAUCGCUAUGCGCACUUUCCCUUUCGCCAUUGGUGCCUGGAGCCAAAUGAGGAGAAUCACGAUGAGGUGAUCUUCACGCUGGACACCUACUAUGUGCGCGUGGUGCUGCACAUCAGCAAUGAGGGCGUUCGUGGCUAUGUCAUUGAUCUGCCCAGGGAGUAUCAGGCCAGGCCAGAGAAGUUUCUCAACAUUGCGCAGCCCAUCAAUGAUUUUGUUGAGCUGCGAAAGCGUUUUCAAGACAUGAACAUCAAUAUAUUCGCAGAGCCCGAUGCCUGUUUUUACAUAGAGAAUGGUUACUUCUCGCAGAAACAUUUAGCCGCCGAGCUGCAUGUCUACAACGCCAUGUCCGUGCACUGCAAAUUGAUGAAAUUCACGCGCUCCGACUGGAAUCGUUUGGCCACACGCAGGGACAUUGUGCUGGGCCUGCGCAACCCAAAGGAUAUGGCUGAGGGUGCAGAUGUGACAGCCAGGGUGACACCCGAAAGCGCCACCUUUGUGGAGAUCAAAGAGCUGUGCUCGGAUGAUUUGAAUGUAUUCAAACUCGACUAUCAGCAGACUUGGCGGAACGUAGGGCACUAUUCCGACUUGCAUCAGCUCAUCAACUCCAUGUAUCCACAUGCCACAGAGCUGCGCAAUCGAGAUGCCAAAUUGAUGUAUUACAUACGCAAGCUGAUGCAGGAGAUACGACCCUUGAGCUUCGGCUAGGAGCCCCCCAAC